CUGUGCCACGCAGGCGAGCAUCGCGCCACCUCCCAACACGUGGUUUUGCCAUUCCGUUACACUCCGAGAUUACGGGGAAAAGCGGUAGGGAAAACCCCUAUUCCACGUGUAGCCGUACACGAUGAUGCCGAAGCUUUCCCUACCGACUGUCUCCAUUCCUACAGAGCUACAGAGCACCCUGAAAAGAGUCAUCCCAGGAAGAAGCUGGUUGCCGACGGCCGCGUGUUGUACAAGUACCUCAUCUCUCGCAAGACAGUCUCUCGUGUCCAGGAGAGCAGGCGGAGGCGAGGACUCCUCAGAAUGGUCCCUGUAAAACUCUGGAGUGAAAAGCAGAAAAAUUCCUCAGUCAAAGAAACGGCAGAAUCAGUUCUGAGGUAUGGAAGUCGUGAGGCAGUGGCCUAUGCUGCAAGUAGACUGAAUGCCACAUAUGGUUCCACUCUCAGGGUCCUCAAUGAGAUUGCAGUCCGUGACUCAAAGUUUCAUCCAGAGACCAUGCUGGAUUUCGGGUCUGGUCUGGGGACAGCUGUAUGGGCUGCCCACAAUCUGUGGGGGGAGUCACUGUACGAGGUACAGACCGUGGACACGUCUGGGGAGAUGGGAGAGAUGGCUCGCCUACUGCGCCAGGCAGAGGAGGAGGAGGAGGGAGGGAGGGAAGCGAUUACCGGCGUGUACUUCCGACAGUACCUGCCGACUUCAAACAAGGUACAAUAUGAUCUGGUGACGUCGUGCUAUGUCCUGGGGGACAUUGCGUCACACGGCAUCAAGAAACUCUCCCUCGCUGCUCUAUGGAGAAAGACAAAGAACUACCUCGUAUUGGUGGAGCUAGGCAACGACACAGGCUUCCGGAACAUUCUUGAAGCGAGAGACAUGAUUCUAGAUGCCCCCAACUGGAUUACCAAUGACUCCGCCUCCGCCUCGACUGACCACGACAUAGAGGACACUCUCGAAGGCCACGUCUUUGCACCAUGUCCCCAUAGUCACAGAUGUCCCCUAAUGACAGCUGCUGGUGCUACAGACGAGGGAGCUACCAAGGCAACGAUGGGUGGACCCUGUCGUUUCGGACAGAGAGUGGCACUCGACCUUUCAAAUAGAGAAAUUUUGAAGCACAAGGGACACAACAUUGAGGCUUUCUCAUACGUUAUUCUCAAGAAAGGCAGACACGACCCUUCCAAUGAGCGGUAUUCCCGGCUGCUGUCUCCGGUAAAGAAAAGAUCAAGGCAUGUCCUGACACAACAGUGCUGUCCAGACGGCUCAGCGAGGCAGGUUAUAUACACCAAGUCGAAAGACGGGACUGUGUACAGACUGGCAAGAGAGGGCAACUGGGGAGACAUGCUACCUUACAGUGAAGAUGGAGAACACUCUGACACACAUACUCCUGCUGCAGACUAG
This is a messenger RNA of Geodia barretti, 1389 nucleotides long. NCBI's taxonomy places the organism in Eukaryota, Metazoa, Porifera, Demospongiae, Tetractinellida, Geodiidae. The record is from the annotation of a GenBank genome assembly.